AUGACCUCUGCCGGCACGUUGAAGGUCCAUGGCACGGACGCUGCUCUUACGGCCAUCACGGCGCUGGAUACCUCCAUGGACGACUUCACGCAGCCCGUAAUAGCGUCCACCGCUGCCGCUGCCAAACGUCCCCCGACUCGUGGGGUCCGCCGGCCGCAGCACGGGCAUCACGGCGCCAAACGAGGCCUACGGACUACUGGAAAAGUACGCCCAGUCCGCGUCCGGAUGGCGCAGAUGGCUGGCCAGGACUUGAGCUUGGCAAGCUAUAGCCCAUCCUUGGGGAAGGGCGGCGACUUUGACCGUCGGCUGGCGGUCGACCCGCAACAUUGUGAUAAGGUGACCAAUCAUGCAUCGAGCUCCCGAGAAAGCCCGACUGCCUCUCUGGCCGCGGCGUGA
Gaeumannomyces tritici R3-111a-1 is the source of this 396-nucleotide messenger RNA. RefSeq lists its product as hypothetical. The coding region runs from base 1 to 396 and encodes 131 amino acids. The record is from RefSeq and is a predicted model, not a curated record. The transcript is spliced from 3 exons. NCBI's taxonomy places the organism in Eukaryota, Fungi, Ascomycota, Sordariomycetes, Magnaporthales, Magnaporthaceae.